Messenger RNA from Rotaria socialis, 1236 nucleotides. The record is from the annotation of a GenBank genome assembly. Lineage: Eukaryota; Metazoa; Rotifera; Eurotatoria; Philodinida; Philodinidae.
AUGAGUAGAGCGCUAAAUCGAGUUUAUGUUAUUGGUGUUGGCAUGACCAAGUUUGAAAAACCAGGUCGACGAGAAGACUUUGAUUACCCAGAUAUGGCCAAAGAAUCUACUACAAAGGCUAUUAAAGAUGCUGGAGUAUCAUAUAAAGAUGUUGAACAAGCAUUUGUUGGCUAUGUUUACGGCGACAGUACAUGUGGUCAACGUGCUCUCUAUCCACUUGGUAUGACUGGUGUACCUAUUUUCAAUGUCAAUAAUAAUUGUUCGACAGGUUCAUCUGCUCUGUAUUUAGCUGCUAAACAUGUUGCAGGAGGCCUAGCUGAUUGUGUAUUAGCUCUCGGUUUUGAAAAAAUGCAACGUGGUUCAUUAACGUCACAAUUCUCUGAUCGUACAAAUCCCAUGGAUAAGCAUAUUGAAAAAAUGUCGGAUCUAUACGAAUUUGCGAAUGCACCAGGUGCUGCUCAACUUUUUGGUAAUGCUGGCCGUGACUACAUGAAAAAAUAUAAUGUUUCACCGGAUGUAUUUGCUAAAAUUGCUUGGAAAAAUCAUAAACAUUCAAAAAAUAAUCCAUACUCACAAUUUCGUGAUGAAUAUACUUUAGAAGAAAUUAAAAAUUCACCCGUAGUCUAUGAACCAUUAACAAAGUUACAAUGCUGCCCAACAUCAGAUGGUAGUGCAGCAGCUGUCAUCGUGAAUGAAAAUUACAUUAAAAAACAUCCUGAAGUGCAAAAACAUGCUGUUGAAAUUCUUGCCAUUGAGAUGGCAACUGAUCUUCCAUCAACAUUUGAUUCCAAUGAUUGCAUGCGAUUAGUUGGUUACGAUAUGGCUAAACGUGCUGCUGACAAAGCUUAUGCAACAGCUGGUAUUAAACCAAGUGAUGUGCAAGUUGUCGAAUUGCAUGAUUGUUUUUCGGCGAAUGAACUCAUCACAUAUGAAGCAUUGGGCCUAUGUGGAGAAGGAAAAGCUGGUGAAUUUGUCGAACGAGGUGACAAUACAUAUGGUGGAAAAUAUGUUGUCAAUCCUAGUGGUGGUCUUAUUUCCAAAGGCCAUCCAUUGGGCGCUACAGGUUUAGCACAAUGUGCUGAACUUUGUUGGCAAUUGCGCAAUCAGGCUGAUAAGCGACAAGUUCCAGGUGCUCGAAUUGGGCUUCAGCAUAAUAUUGGCUUAGGUGGUGCAUGCAUUGUUGCCAUUUAUCGUCUUGGAACAUUUACUACGAUUCGUGUCAAUUCGAAACUGUGA